This is a messenger RNA of Medicago truncatula (barrel medic), 1087 nucleotides long. Its product is annotated as FCS-Like Zinc finger 1. The record is from RefSeq and is a predicted model, not a curated record. The transcript has 2 exons. The coding region runs from base 164 to 661 and encodes 165 amino acids. Lineage: Eukaryota; Viridiplantae; Streptophyta; Magnoliopsida; Fabales; Fabaceae.
GAUUCAUGUAAGUUGUAACCUGCCGCUGUUUAUAAUCCCCUCUCAAUUCCGCAUACAAUUCAAUUCAUCUUCACCUACCAACCACUUUAUAUAAACUCAUUCUUUCUUCUUUCUUUUUCUCUCCAUUCCCAUUUCUCUCUAUUCUAUUCUCUUUCAUUCAUCCAUGGCUACUUCUUCUAAAAGACACUGUUUCUUGAACGAUGAAGAAGACGAUGGUUUGGCUUCAAUUACAACAACAGACAUUGAACCUGGCUUUUCUGGUCACAAUCAUUUCUCUCAUCAACACGGUUUCGUUUCAAGAACUUUAGGUUACGGUUACGCAACUGUUUACAAUAGAGGUCUCAGAAACAACGCUAAUUCUCCUAGAUCUGGUGGUAGAUUUUAUGAUGCUAGAUUUGAAGAUCAUCAACCUCACUUUCUUCAAUCUUGUUUUCUUUGCAAAAAGGCUUUGGGAAACAAAGAUAUCUUCAUGUACAGAGGGGAUACACCUUUUUGUAGUGAAGAGUGUAGACAAGAACAAAUAGAGAUUGAUGAAGCGAAAGAGAAGAAUAUGAACAUUGCUUCAUCAAUGGCUUUGAGAAAAAAAGAGCAAAGAAAAUCUUCAUCACCAAACAAAGCACAAGAUUACUCUUUUCGUACAGGGACGGUUGCUGCUGCUUAAUUAGUAGUUAAGAAACUGAAUUUUGAAGUUUCAAAAUUCAAAUUAGGCUUAAAGAAAAAAAAAAAAUAGAACUGUUAUGUUCUCGAUAAAGCAAAGAAAAAAGAGCAAAAAAGGAAAAAGAUGGAAAAAAGAAGAGUAGAAGUGAAGUUCCAAGUUUAACCUUCCUUUUUUUACUACGGAGAAGGGUUGAGAAAAAAGAGAGAAGAGAUCUUCAAGAAAGUGAUUUUUGACCAGAAGCUGUGAAUAUGGUAAAACUGUUUGAAAAUUUUACUGCUUGUUGAUCCUCUCAAUGAAAUGACCCAAUUUUAGUUUCUUGUAUUUUUUUAUUUUUUUUUUAAUAUUGGUUAUUGGUUAUAGCUUUACAUGGAUGUAAUGUAUCGAGUAGAUUCGAAGUUUAUAAAUGAAGAAACUUGAUACGAACAUAAA